AUGGCCCAUUCUACCAACGACGGUGCGGCCGCCACCAUUUCAAUUACCGUCGAGUUCACUGGCGGACUCGAAAUUCUGUUUUCCAAUGAGCGCAAACACAAUAUCACACUCCCGGCCCGUCUAGACGAUGCAAGUCAGCCGACGAUUGCAUACUUGCUUCAACAUCUAGUGGACAAUCUCAUGAAGGACGACAGGAAGGAACUUUUUAUUAUGGAAGACAAUGUGCGACCUGGAAUUCUUGUCCUCAUCAACGACGCCGACUGGGAGCUAGAAGGCGAGGAGAACUAUGAGCUUCAACAAGGGGAUAACAUUGUAUUCGUUUCAACUCUGCAUGGAGGCUAG
Molecule: messenger RNA, 342 nt
Organism: Penicillium manginii
Lineage: Eukaryota; Fungi; Ascomycota; Eurotiomycetes; Eurotiales; Aspergillaceae
Product: ubiquitin-related modifier 1
Exons: 3
Coding region: 1-342 (113 amino acids)
Biological process (GO): protein urmylation; tRNA thio-modification
Cellular component (GO): cytoplasm; nucleus
Molecular function (GO): protein tag activity
Source: RefSeq, a predicted model, not a curated record